Molecule: messenger RNA, 1833 nt
Organism: Rhopalosiphum padi (bird cherry-oat aphid)
Lineage: Eukaryota; Metazoa; Arthropoda; Insecta; Hemiptera; Aphididae
Product: platelet-activating factor acetylhydrolase IB subunit beta homolog
Exons: 5
Coding region: 189-809 (206 amino acids)
Molecular function (GO): phosphatidylcholine lysophospholipase A1 activity
Source: RefSeq, a predicted model, not a curated record
ACAAAAUAAUACGUAUGAUAGCAAGCUACUAUUGUUUAAUAUAAAUUAUUAUAAAAGUAUUACACAUCUAUUCUGUGAAAAAUUACAGUAUAAUAAAUGACAGUAUCAUCACUAUAUUAUACUGAUUUAUUCAGUUGGAAUAAUAUGGUAUCAUAUUUUUUUUCAGUUCUGUAGAAUUUUGUAAAAUUAUGAAUCCAUGUGUUGUCCCAACGAUACCAUUUGAUGAUGACAAGGAAUGGAAAUUACAACACAAACGUUAUGUGGCUGAAGCCAAAGCUCAAAACCCAGAUGUUAUUUUAAUUGGUGCUUCUAUUAUUCAAUUAAUCCAAUGUUAUCCUAUAUGGAAUGACAAAUUUGUACCUUUAAAUAGUUUAAAUUUUGGAAUUUGUGGUGAUAGAACUCAAGAUGUUUUAUGGAGAGUACAAAAUGGCAUUCUUGAUCACAUAAAACCUAAAGUUUGUAUUCUUAAUGUUGGAUCAAAUAACGUUGAUAAUACGCCAAUUCAAAUUUCAGAAGGUAUAUUGGCUAUUGUUGGUGAAAUUCAAUCAAAACUUCCCGAUUGUUACAUUAUAAUCAUUGGAAUAUUACCACGUGGUCCUUAUACGAAUCCAUUGAGAAUUUUGGGAACUCAAGUAAAUGAAAUUAUUGGUGAAAAAGUGAAAAGUAUAAGCAAAGUUGAAUUAUUCAAUCCUCAUUUGCUACAGCCAGAUGGAACAUUGAGUCCAGAAGACGCGAUGGAUUAUCUUCAUCCAACUGAAAUAGGUAUUGGAGAUUGGAGACCACAGUACACCCACAUAAAAAUGGUUUAACUCAAAAACUAAAAGUAUCUAUGUAGUAUGUAAUAAACCAUAAACUAAGAAAGGACAAAAGAUUUUAAUUUAUAUUUUUGGUAUAUAAUUUUGUUUAAAUUCCAUUAUACCGAGUGUCCCGUGAGGAUUUACCCAUUGCGAUAUCUCCUGAAAUAAUGGAGAUAUCAUAGUUUUGAUUUUUUAAUAAGAUUCACAGGGACAAGAAGUAAAAAUAUUUCAUGUUUUAAUUUAUUUUAAUGUUUUAGUAAAAAGUUAAAAAAUACAUUUUUUAAUUUUAUUAUUUUCAAACAAAUUGAAGAUAGCCACUUUGUAGAGUUCACUUUUUUGAAAAUAUUAAUGUUUCAAUAUUUUAAUUUCAUUAAUCUCCUGAUUUUUAAUAUUUUUUCUAGUUUCGAGAAAAACUGCGAAUAGUGGUAUCAAUGUAUGAAACACGUGGCCCACCUGCUCGUACGGCCGACGAACGCUUUCAGUAUAAUUCAGUUUUUCUCGAAACUAGAAAAAAUAUUAAAAACUAGGAGAUUAAUGAAAUUAAAAUAUUGAAACAUUAAUAUUUUCAAAAAAGCGAACUCUACAAAGCGGCUAUCUUCAAUUUGUUUGAAAAUAAUUAAAUAAAAAAAUAUAUUUUUUAACUUUUUACUAAAACAUUAAAAUAAAUUAAAACAUGAAAUAUUUUUAGUUCUUGUCUCUGCGAAUCUUAAUAAAAAUCAAAACUAUGAUAAUAUCUCCAUUAUUUCUGGAGAUAUAACAAUGAGUAAAUCCUCACAGGACACCCUGUAUGUGUAUAAUUUUAUUUAGUCUGGACUAUUAAUAAUUUGUACAUAGAAUCACUAAACAACCUAAAGAGCCCAAUUUAACUAUGCAUAGGUUAUGUGAGUGGUUUCUGUAUAAGAAAAUAGAUCUGUUACUGUUACUUUUUGGAUAUUUAAGGUAUAAAAUACAGUUUUUAUAAAAUUUAUUGGAAAAACAACAAAAAAUAGACAUUUUACUCAAGACCAGUAAAUAAAUUUAAUAUUUAAUAAUUAAA